GUCAUUACCUUUACACGCAAGUGUAGGUAUUUAGUAGAAUUAUCAGAAUAUUCAUUCGAUAACAAUUGUUUGUGAGCAAGUGCGUCGUUGUAAAUAAAGUCAUUCAAAAGUAAUCAGUAAUCACAACUGUUGGGUAUCGAUAUCGAAGUAUAGAUCAAGUAGAUGCACAGACUGAGUGAAUUUGUUCUAGUUGCAUAAAGUUAAACAUCAGACGCUUGUUUCUAUGAUUCUAUGACCUCAUUUAAAAAAAUAAUUUAUCGAACCGAAGCUUAUUUCUUGUUGCAAAAUGUAUAUUAGACAUGGGAUUUGUUUUGCUAUUAUUAUAACUGCAAAUGUGGUUCACGUAAUGAAAACUACAAGCGAAAUCGUUCAGAUUGAACUGUGGCAAGACGAACCUCCAAAUGGUCCCGGCCCAUCAGGACCUGAACGAGUUACAUCAACUGGAAUACAUAGUAACAUUGCUAAGCCCCGUCUAAUUGUGCACACGCCUGAAAAUCCAAAUGGUGCUGCCAUGCUGGUGAUCAGCGGAGGUGGCUACAAGUCUAUAGAAUUAGGAAAGGAGGGAACCCCAGCAUCAAGAUGGCUGGUGUCGAUAGGCGUAACUGCUUUCGAAUUGGUAUACCGUUUACCCUCUGAAGGAUGGUCGUCAGUUGAUGUACCUUUUCAAGACGGCCAACGAGCAAUCCGGCUUAUUAGAAAUAUGGCUACAAAGUUAAGCAUUCAUGACCAUAAGAUAGGCAUCAUGGGAUUUUCAGCUGGAGGCCACCUAGCCGGUUUGAUCCAGACUGAACCAGCCAAUCGAUUCUACACACCAACUGAUUCAUAUGAUAGACUUUCUGCACGUCCAGAUUUUGCCGCUCUGCUUUACCCUGUCAUCACCAUGCUGCCACCUUACAACAAUACCCACGCAGAGGAAGAGAUUCUUGGGAAACACUCUAAACGAAGACAGCAGGAACAUUAUUCAGUUCAAUUGCACGUCAACGAUCAAACUCCACCAACAUUUGUGGCCCAUGCUCUUGACGAUCCUAUUGCAAAUGUUGAAAACAGCAAGCUCAUGUUUGGUGCUCUGCGAAAAUAUAAUGUCACUGCUGAACUGCACCUCUUUACCACAGGAGGUCAUGGAUGGGGCUUAGGAUUACCCGGAACGCCAGAACAUGUAUGGCCAAAGCUAUUUGAAAUUUGGGCGAAAGUCAACGGAUUUUUUAAAAAUGAAUAGACUCGAAAUAUCGUGGCAAUUGUUUCAGUGUGCACUUUUUGUUGGGUACUUACUCUGUGCAUGACGAAGCGCAAAAGUACAGUAAGGCCAAAUCAAUUAAGUUACAAUCGUAUAUGGCUUGAAUUUUGACUACAAAAUUAUUUUUAAGACAUUUCUAUCAGUUUUAAGCGAAAACAAUGAGGCUGGACACUAAAUAUGUUAUGAAAAGAAUUCACGAUUUCCAAAGUAAAAGAGUUCUUAUAGUGUCCCAUUUUUUAUCGCAUUUGAACUAAAAAAUAAAUUUCGUCCUUGGUACUGGUACUGGUAACUUCAAUUGUACCAUACGAAGAACCACAACAAUUUAAGAGCAAUCACGGUGGGGCUGAACGAACUUUAAAUAAAAGUGUA
Bradysia coprophila is the source of this 1603-nucleotide messenger RNA. RefSeq lists its product as uncharacterized. The record is from RefSeq and is a predicted model, not a curated record. NCBI's taxonomy places the organism in Eukaryota, Metazoa, Arthropoda, Insecta, Diptera, Sciaridae.